Molecule: messenger RNA, 6647 nt
Organism: Erpetoichthys calabaricus (reedfish)
Lineage: Eukaryota; Metazoa; Chordata; Cladistia; Polypteriformes; Polypteridae
Product: granule associated Rac and RHOG effector protein 1-like
Exons: 14
Coding region: 1151-4408 (1085 amino acids)
Biological process (GO): Rac protein signal transduction
Molecular function (GO): CCR4-NOT complex binding
Source: RefSeq, a predicted model, not a curated record
ACAGCUUCAUUGAAAAAUCGGGCCCAUCGCCCUCCCCCCGAGCGCAGAGAAACUCCCUUUUAGGCCACUUGACCUGGUUGAUAUGGAGAAACGUCAGUUCCGCCGUACACAGACAGGGAUUUGCUGUCAGCGGGGUGGAAAGCGAAGCUGGAAAUGACCUAAGAGGCCUUACAAAUACAUUAGUGCUUUCUUGCUUCAGACUACAAUUACGGAGAAACUCAAUCUGGAAGCAGCACUUGUUUCCGUUGUAACAUUAAUAACUACCUCAGAAAGAAGAAGGGAAAAAAGUGGAAGGCCUGUGAAAACAAAGUCCCACCAGUUUUUAAUAACUUGGAGCGUUCUUUCAGAGCUGAGAUGAAGUUCUAGAGAGCUUUCACUGUACUAUAAAGAAGCUUUAACAGACUGGCUCUGUUAAAAUCCUUCAGCAACAAAUCUCUCCAAAAUUCCUAACAUACAAAGAGGGCUUGGUGACUUUUUCAAAAGGAGAGCCUCUGUACCAGAAUAUUCUUUUUGUUAUUUCUUUAUUCAGUCUUUAUUUUUUAUUUUUUAAUUUCAUAUUGUCGCUGUUGAUCAGUGUAGUUCUGGAAUUGAUUUUGCCUUCAGUUUUUAGAUACUUCUACUUUUUAGAAUCAUUUGAAAUUUAAAAAGAGUGAUAAAAUAUCAGGAAUAAAAGUCAACUUAUUUUGUAAAGGCAUUGGAAUUGUCCAUAAGCAGUUAUGAAUGGAAUAAAUGAGUAUAACUAGCAAAGAAAAAAAUUUAUAAAGCACACAGAAAAUAAGGAAUUCUUCUUUGUGAAUGCUGGUUAUCAAGCAGUAAUUAUAUUUCACAACCGAAUUAAUCUGCUUGAAGUAAAUUUCUUUAUAUAAUUAUAACUAAAACAGGAAAGUACUUUUUUGAGUUAGUUAUUCUUCUUACUUAAAUUAUUAGAUUGUGAGCUUUGCAGCAGGGCUGCACAGAAACUAGAAAUAACACUACGUCAGCAAAUCUGUUGCUGAUACACAGUGCAGAGACUGCUGCCACUGGAAAUGCCUCUGAGGGACUUUUCACACAUAGUCUUCAGUUAUCUUUUCACUUAACGGAGUGUUUGAAAAAGAGCUCAACGCAAGACUGCUAUCUUCAAAUUGGGAGCACAGGAGACAUCUGAACACUUAUGUAUUGUUGUAGCGCACAAGAAAGUAAAAUGGACUACAAGCGGCGCUUUUUGCUUGGCGGGUCCAAGCAAAAAGUGCAGCAGCACCAGCAGUAUCAGAUGCCAGAGUUGGGCAGAACCCUAAACGCACCCUUAACAUCCACCGCCACAACCUCUCCAGCAUCAUCCAUGGCUCCUACAGCUACUAGUGGUAGUUGCAGCAAUCAGCAAGUCCCUCACACCACCCCAAUUGCAGACAUCCAGCAGGGAAUAUCUAAGUAUCUGGAUGCACUCAAUGUGUUUUGCCGUGCUAGCACUUUUCUUACAGACCUCUUCAGUGGGGUUUUCAAGAACUCGCACUAUUCCAAAGCAGCUAUGCAACUGAAAGACGUGCAGGAACAUGUCAUGGAGGCAGCAAGUCGACUCACGGCAGCAAUAAAGCCAGAAAUAGCCAAGAUGCUAAUGGAGCUGAGUGCUGGAGCUGCCAAUUUCAAGGAUCAAAAUGAAUUUAGUCUGCAAGACAUAGAGGUGCUAGGCCGGUGUUUUUUGACAGUGAUGCAGGUACAUUUCCAGUUCCUGUCCCAGGCUCUACAGAAAGUCCAACCUGUGGCACAGUCGUGCUUCUCUGAGGUCUUGGCCCAGGCUCAGGAGAGAAAAAACACUGUGAGAGCAGACAACUCCAACACAAAUUCCUUGCCUGAGCUGGAGGAGGCUUUAAGGUCAUGGAAAGGUGCUACAGAGGCCACUUCCCGACUUCGUGAGAGAGGACGUGAUGGCUGCCUUUCUGGCAUUGAAGUGCAGCAGCUUUUUUGUUCUCAGAAUACAACUAUUCCUGACCACCAGCUGAAGGAACUAAAUGUGAAGAUUGACAAUGCUCUCCAGGCAUACAGAGCCGCCUUAGAAAGUUUGGGACACAGUGAAUACGCAUUGAAGGCCGGUUUCCACUUGAAUCCCAAAGCUGUUGAAGCCACUUUGCAGGGUUGCUGCAGUGAGGCAGAAGCUCAGCAGGCUGGGCGAAUGCAAACUAUUUCUCAACCCAUUCAUUGUGAACUGCCUACAGUCCCUGUACAGAUUGGGUGCCACUUUCUCAAAGGGGUCUCAUUUAAUGAAUCUGCAGCAGAAAACCUCAAACUGAAAACGCAAACAAUGCUGCAACUUAUUAAAGAAGCUGCUGGUCAGAAUGGAAUAAUGUCUACAGAUGACUACCCUGUGACUGAAGUUCUAAAUCAAGUCUGUCCAUCUACCUGGCGUGGGGCUUGCAAAACUGCUGUGCAGUUGCUGUUUGGUCAGGCUGGCUUGGUUGUAGUGGAUACAGCUCAAAUUGAAAACAAAGAAGCAUAUGCUCCUCAGAUUAGCCUGGAAGGUUCCAAAAUUGUGGUUCAAGUUCCAUCAACAUGGUGUCUCAAAGAGGACCCUGCCACAAUGUCACUGCUACAGCGAAGUCUUGAUCCAGAGAAGACGCUAGGGCUAGUUGAUGUGCUCUACACUGCAGUGUUCGAUAUAAACAGAUGGAAAGAAAGGAGAGAGCAAGCUCUGCCUAUUAUUCAAAUCCAGCUUCAGCGAGAAAGCUCUGAAUAUGGAAGUCAGGUGGAUAUGCCUUCUGGCAAUGGAGUGAAAACUUCAAGCGGACUUCCAAAAACCAUCUCCAAGCUUACCUCAAAGUUUACCAAGAAAAAUUCGUGCAGCAGCUCAUCUAGCAGUGGGGGCUUUUCAGUUCCAAAUACCCCAUCGAGAAAUAUGUUCACUGGUUGCUCAGAUGACAAAAACAAGCAGACCACCUCCAUGGAUGUCAGGUUGCAAAGUAUCCUGAACAUUGGCAGCUUUCCAAGGACGACUGAGUCUACUCAGCCUAUCCCAGGCUCUCUCAGCCAGCUGGUCAAUGGAUAUCCAUUUGACAGAAGGGAACUGACCCAAGAAGAGAAGGGCAUGAACCUGCCUACUGAUCAAGAAAUGCAGGACGUCAUAGACUUUCUCUCAGGGUUCAACAUGGGCAAGUCUCAACAGGCAUCACCACUUGUGAAGAGAAGAAAUUCUAUUGCGUCCUCCACGGGAGCUGAGCAGAAGCCCCCAACAGGUGUGCAGCCUUCUCAACCGCUUUCUCACACCUCUUUACAAGCUUCUCAGCAAGCCCUGACUCAGCCACACCAGUCCCAGAAACAGCCUCAACAGCAAGCACUGCAGUACUAUCAAAAUCUCCUCCAGCCCAUUUGUCAGCAGCAGCCACCGGGGCAACAACAACAGCAAGCACCACAACAGCAGCAGCAGCAGCAGCAUAGAGUCCCAGCAAAGUGGCUUAGCACUUCCUCCCAGCAUCCCUCAAAACCCACUAUAGCUGGACUCUCUCCUAUUGGUCAGAUUGGACAGUGGGGAAACCCUGGACUUGGUGAUUUAAGUUCAGAUUUGUACAGUCUAGGGCUUGUAAGGACGUACAUGGAUAAUGUAGUGUCUGAAAUGCUAGGCCAAAAACCCCAAGGUCCGAGAAACAACACUUGGCCAAAUCGGGACCAAAAUGAAGGUGUCUUUGGAAUGCUAGGAGAAAUCCUUCCAUUCGACCCCGCAGUUGGCUCAGAUCCAGAGUUUGCCCGCUAUGUGGCUGGGGUCAGCCAGGCUAUGCAGCAGAAACGGCAAGCACAGCACGUUCAGCGCCCCAGCAAUGCUCGCGCUAAUUGGCCUAUUCCUGAUGAGGCUCACAGGACCUGGCCACUCCCUGAGUAUUACACUGAAGGGGAUGUAAUAAAUAGCAGCUGGUCUGGAACUCAGGGUGACUCUGCAAGUUCAAGUGAUGAAACAUCUUCCGCUAAUGGUGAUAGUCUCUUUUCCAUGUUCUCAGGACCUGACCUUGUGGCUGCUGUUAAACAAAGAAGAAAACACAGCAGCGGUGAGCAGGAAGCCUGCACUUUGCCAUCACCUCCCCUACAUGUAUCUGGAGAGGAUAUUAAUCAGGAAAAUAAAACUAAAACUUGGCCUCCAAAGGCUCCCUGGCAGCACUCCUCGCCCCUCACCAACACACUGCCCAGUCAGAGCUCUUCCUUGUACCAGAUGACCAACCCUGUCAGCCAAUGGAACGAUUCCAUGCAGAUGCUCCAGUCCCCGGUGUGGUCCACAGCCAACGACUGUGCUGCCUCCACUGGGAUUUCUUCCAGCUUUUCUUACAGCCAACAGCAGCAGCCUCCAUCAUCCAGCCAGCAGCCAGCUUCACAGCACAAGCAGAUGACUAAGGGCUUCAAAUCGUUCCCACUGAAACACGAGCGUAGGCCUUCUUACCUGCACCAGUACUGAUUGGGGCGGAUUGUCUGAGGUUUGAUUUAGGUGUUCAUCUGCAACUUAAGCUGUAUUUUUUUUGCUUCUUUAUAGUGGAGUGAAUUGAAACGAACUAUUAAUCCUGUGUGGGAAGCAAUUAGCAAGCAAUCCGUAACUAGUCUAGUGAGUUCUGUCUUUCAGCACUGUUCAAGCAAAACACGGCCAUUUUAUUAGGCGUUACUCCAUUUGAGCAGCUACGCAGAAAACGAUGCAAAGAAUUGCUGCAUGAGGACUUUUUUUUCCUAAUCAUUUUGUAAACCAGUGCUCACCAUAUGCAGUGCAGCUUCAUUCUCAUACAACUAAUAUAAUGGCCAAAUAUUUUCCAAAAGUGUGUGCUUCUAUUUAUGUAUGUAUGUAUGUAUGUGUGUGUGUCUAUAUGUACAUGCAUACGUGCACUAAGUGUGGGUGAGUGCGUGUGUACCUUUUUGCUAAAAAUGGCAUGAAAAAGUGCAAGUCUUGGGUGUAACCCUCAAAUGAAAUGUUCGCCCAUACCACAGUUGUCAAAGAUUGGGAAACGGAACAUCUGCUUUCGUUGCCCGUCCUUCGACUUAGGACUGUGUUAACUGCAGCAGAGCCAAUGAGCUAAAACUGCCAAAUUACAUUUUGAAGAAACAUACAGAAAAGUCGAGGCACUAGCAGCAGUCGCGCGCUGCAACUCUGUAGUUGUAGAUUACACAAAAUGGGGGGAAAAAUACAAUUAUAAAUAAAUUCACUUUUAUUACGAAGCUUUGAGCAGGCUCAGCAAAAAUAUAAUUUUAACAGAAAUUGUCAUGGAAAAGAAGAAGACACUACUUUUUUAUUUUAUUUUAUAUAACUGACAUAAUAGCAGUAAUUAUGUGCCAUGUUGUUUAUCCCUUCUGUGAAAUAGAGUAUUUUUUCCAAGCAGCAUUCAAAUAAAAUGGAGUGGUGCUUUGAAGUACAGUGAAAAGAAUCCCACCAUGUACAGCUGUCCUCCUCCCUGUCUGUAUAAUAAAACGUAUAGCGAAGAAAGAGUCUUUAUAAGGUUAUUUAAUUUUUUUCAUAUUCACAAUUGGCUGGAUUGUUCUGAAUGAGAACUGAACUCUGAGUGAAUCUUAACAAUGUUUUCCUUUAAAUACAAUAUUUUCUUGUAUAGCAUUGACAGUAUUAAUCUUAUUUUUCUAUUUUCUUAAAGCAUUAUACCAUUACUGUAUAUGUGUAAUGUUAAUAAACACAAAAGCAUAUUACACAACAGAUUUCUAAUUUCAAGAAAGUUAAAGAUGAAGCACAUUUAAGGUCAUUUUUUUCUACCUUCAUUAUAUCUAUGGGUAACCAAAUAUGCUGUUACAGAACACUAAAAUCAGAAGAUAUGGGUGUGUUUAUUUGUUUGUUGUUUUUUCCUUUUUUUAUUUUUUUUGUGGUAAACCCCCAUGUCUCUCCAGUUUGUAUGGUGAUGGGCUCUGUUUGGAAGCCCAGAAUGUUAACUUUUUGUGAUGUUUGCAGAUGCCAAUGUUGCCUGUAUUUAUGAUAUGACACCAUGUUUCCUGAAAACUAACAUACUUACAUGUUUACAAGAACCAUUUGCUGUAUAUAGACCUUUUUCUAGUUUUGUGCUUUGCACAACAAGACAAGUAUGUGUUGCUUUUCGUUUACGUGAACUUGACUCUUCUGCAGCUCUUUGAUAUGAAGACCUUGAACUGUAACUGUUAGUACUCGUCAGCCAUGCCAAAUGGUUCGUCCGCACCCUCCACUAGUUGGCGCCAUUCUGAGAGACCACAGCGCCCCGAGCUCUCCGCUCAUAGCAGUUUUAUUAUUCAUGGGGAUGCCGCCCAGUUUGGAGAGUAAUCCAAGGGAUUUGGGUUGGUCCAGGGGGUUUGGUUAACUUUAGCUUUCUGGUACAUCCGUCAGUGCAGGUCCCACACUAGACUCACUACUGCAGGAGGGAAGCGGAUGAUGUGCCCUUUGCCAUGUCUGCUAUUCAGUAGGUGCUGUCCAUGUAUGAUCUCUCUAAUGCUGGUACCUGUAUGUUUUUCUGAGAUUCUUUGACUUCUCUUGCACUUGGUCCUGCAAGUCUUGCCAUGGAAGGUUUCUUUCUCACAAUGCCCAAGUGCUCCGGCUAACCUUCCCUGGAUGCAUUUUGCUUAAUGUGAGUAGUACAAUGUUUUUGAAACUGGAAUUGUACAUUUUGUAUUUACCUUUUAAAAGCUUCUGUAAGUAAAAUUAAUAUUUGCUUUAUUAAAGAUGUACAUUUAACAAAAAA